GGAUUUUUAAUGUAUAAACCCCCCAAUUAAGUUUAAUUCGGGUAAAAACCCCUAAAUUAAAGACUCAACAGCAAAACCCCCAAACUUAUUUUUCUUAAUGAACUAAACCCUCCGUUACUUGUGCCGUCAAAGCAUAAACGCAGCGUAUUUGAAAGACCUAAAACAACAUGAUUUGUUAACAAAACAACAUGCUGUUUAAUUAGAAUGUCAUGUAGUUUUAUAAUUCCAACUCUAAAUCAUCAAGCCACGUAAAAAACUUCAAAGUCGACAAAGCUUUGGAUGAUGAACCCUAAUUCGUAAAAGGGAGAGGUUUUGAGUUUCUUUUGGUUCUUGUGAGAAUUCUAGAGAGACUGAGUUCGAGAGAGGGUGAGUUUGAGUCUGGUGCAAGAGUUGAAAUCGAUUAACUACGUUCAUGUGGGUUUGAGUCUGGUGCGAAAGUGAAAGAGUCGUUGGAAGAUGAACAGGUAAGUUUGAUUUAUUUAUAUCUUGAAUGUAUUUGUAUUUUUGUGAUUUCAUUGGGUUUUUUUUGUUCACUGUGAUUUUAUUGGUUUGAUUAUGUGUUUUGAUGGGUUUGAUUAUUUUUUUGGUAAACAGAAAAAUUCAUAUUCGUUUACACAUUGGAGGAUAUUGGGCAGCAGAUGGAACAUACAAUGGUGGUGAAACAAAAUGUUGUAGGAUUGAUUUUGAAGAACCAACUUUCAGAAUGCUUGAAAGUAUGAUCGCUAGUGGCGGUUUUCCAGAGAACAUGAAUAAAUUCUCUUAUUUUCCGUCUGGACUAGUGGAUCAGAGUAGGAAAGAUGUAUGUUGUGAUACAGAUGUGGUGGAGAUGGUGAACGCCACAAGUGUACUGGAAAGCAUAAAUCUUUUUGUUGUAAGAGCCGAUGAUCCUUAUCUCGAUGAUGUUCUCAUUGGAGGAGACGAAGAGGAGGAAGAACCGAAGAGUGAUGAUGAAUGGACGGACUUUUACAGAGAUGAUUAUGUUGAGAGUGAAGACUCAGAUGAUGAUGAGGGAAAAGUUGAGUUUCGAGUUGGCCAAGAAUUUAUUUCACAAGCCAAGUGUAGAGAGGCUAUAGAGAAGUAUGCAGUGAAAGAGAGGGUUAAUAUCCGUUUUCAGAGAUCAGAGAGGAAGAAAGUAGCAGCAGGGUGUGUAGCGGAUGGAUGCUCAUGGAGGCUAUAUGCAUCGAUCAAUAGUAGGUCACCUAAUAUGGUUGUUAGAUCGUACAAAAGUACUCAUUCUUGCUACCCUACAGGAAACGUUGCUCUCUACACUGCUCCAAAGAUAGCUGCUGAUUUUCUAAAUGAGUUUAGGACAAACCCGAACCUCAAAGCUGACCAAAUAAUGCAGCGGUUGGCUCUUAAAGGUCUUCGUGUUCCUAAGACAAAAUGUCAGAGUGCAAGGCAAAUGAUGUUGCACAUUAUCAGUGAUGAGUAUGCUGAGCAGUUUACAAGGAUGUAUGACUAUGUUGAAGAACUCAAGAAGACAAAUCCUGGUUCAACGGUCAUAUUAGGUACAAAAGAGAGAGUUUUUGAGAAGUUUUAUACUUGUUUCGAGUCUCAAAAAACUGGUUGGAAGAGUGCUUGUCGGCGUAUCAUUCACUUGGAUGGAACAUUUUUAAAAGGCCGAAUGAAAGGGCAAUUACUGACUGCAGUAGGAAGGGAUCCGAAUAACCAAAUGUUCAUCAUUGCUUGGGCUCUUGUUCCUGUGGAAAACAAGGUGUAUUGGGAGUGGUUCAUGGAGCUACUGCGAGAAGACUUAGGUUUAGAUCUUGGAAAUGGUUUAGCAUUAUCUUCGGACCAGCAAAAAGGUUUGAUACAUGCCAUCAAAAACGUGGUUCCUUAUGCGGAGCAUAGAAUGUGUGCGAGGCAUAUCUUUGCCAACUUGAAGAAAAGGCACGGCUCAGUUGAUCCUCUGCAUAAGCUAUUUUGGAAGUGUGCAAGAGCUUACAAUAAGCAUGUCUUUGAGAGAAAUCUAGAGAAGAUGAAGACAGUUAAACUUGAUGCAUAUGAGGAAGUGAAAAGGAGUGUGAAGUCAAACUGGUCUAGGUAUGUGUUUUUUUAAAUAAUAUAUAUAUAUAUAUAUAUAUGAUAUUUUGGUUGGUUUUUUUUAUUUUGUGUCGUAAUGCAUCUUGUUAUUCUUGUUAUGUAGGGCAUUUUUCAGUGACGUUACAAAGUCUCCAGCUGUUGAAAACAAUAUUAGCGAGUCUUACAAUGCUAUCUUGAAAGAAGCUCGUCGAAAACCAAUCAUUGCAUUGCUUGAAGACAUUAGGAGGCAUAUUAUGUCAAGCAACAAUGUGAAGAUCAACGAGAUGAAUAAUUUUAAGGGAUUGAUCACACCAAAAGCAUUAGCUAUAAUAGAGAAGCGCAAGAGGAGCCUGAAAUGGUGUCAUCCAUAUUCAAAUGGCAGAGGCAUUUAUGAGGUUGAUCAUGGAAGAAACAAGUAUGUUGUUGGAGUUAGAGACAAGAUUUGCUGCACUUGUCGGGCCUAUGACGUAAGUGGCAUUCCUUGCUGCCACAUCAUGUCUGCAAUGUAUGCUGAAUAUAAAGACACAAGAUUACCUGAGACUGUUGUUUCAGACUGGUAUACUGUUGAGAAGUGGAAGCUCUGCUACAACUCCCUUCUUUUUCCUGUCAAUGGGAUGGAACCUAAAAAUAAUGACAGAAUCCGUGAUCCAAGUGAAAGAACAGGUUGUGAACCAAGUCAAACUCAAGAUGAGCCAACAGAAACACCUUCAGAAAAAAUUGUUGUGGUAUGUGUUGCUUGUUAUACGCAGAACUCUGUAUUCUUUUGUUGGUUUUAAUAUGGGUAUGUGAUGCUUGUUAUAUGCAGAAAUGUUCUAACUGCGGAGAAUCUGGACACAACAAAAGAACGUGCAAGCAACCACCGGUCAAUCCCCCCAAUCCACCCAAACCAUCUUCAGAAUUUCCUUCCUUUCAUGCCAACAUUGUAAUGGUAAUGUAACAUAUAUUUUUUUUCAUCUCUCUUUUAUUCCUUGGGAUUGAUUCAGCUUGUUCUUUGUUUGUAGACAUGUAGUAACUGUCGUCAAACUGGACACAACAAACGCAAUUGUAAGCUACCUCAUGUGCCCAAGCCACCAAAUAUGCGAGCAGGAAGACCAUCUAAGAAACAGAAGACAACCACUCAACUUGGCGAGUCAACCGAAGUAGGAGAAACAACAACUGAAGUUGGAGAACCAACCAUUGAACUUGGCUCGUCUUAGAACUCUUAAAAACUUUCUUUUUGAAUAUUGUACCUCACCUCAGCUUUAAAACUAUGUUUUGGUGUUUCAGAUUAA
Molecule: messenger RNA, 3293 nt
Organism: Brassica rapa (field mustard)
Lineage: Eukaryota; Viridiplantae; Streptophyta; Magnoliopsida; Brassicales; Brassicaceae
Biological process (GO): DNA transposition
Molecular function (GO): transposase activity; DNA binding
Source: RefSeq, a predicted model, not a curated record